AUGAAAGCCACAAAGUUUGGAGUAUUUGACGACAAUUCAGUUGACACUGAGCCCUUACUAAACGAAUCAUACAAAGCUUAUGACUCUUCUGAUUUAAAUUUUGAAGAAGCCGAGGCACUUAGACCUAAAAAACGUGGAAGGAAUAGCCUAAAUCCCUAUGAAUAUGAUAAAUUAGGUUACUAUUCAAGUGAUGUCGACUUUCAAAAGGAUGACAAUUUGAGUGAAAUUUACAAGGAAAGCAGUGAACUCGAGGAAAAUUUCACUAAUUUGAAAGAAGUUUAUGACGAAAAUGAUUACAAAGUUAACGAGAAUGCUAACUUAGAUGAUAAGGUUAGGGAUACCCUUAAGGACAAGAACGAUACAGAUACCAGAUUAACAUCAUCAAGUGAAGUUCUGAGUAACUUUAACUAUGAAACCAUAGAUAAUUACGAAGUCAGCGACAACUACGAGACUAUUGACAAUUAUACAACCAGUGAUGAUUACAUAACUUCCUUGAACGAUAACUGUGACUUUUCAUUAAAAACAAAUGACUCUUCACUAAACACUGAGGAGUCAACUCUCAAAGAUCCUGAAAAGGAGGAAUUUCCCUUUGAUAAGGACCAGUUAUUGGAAAAGGAGAAAGAGUUAGAGGAAGUUACAAAGGAACAACUGGUUGAGGAGACCAAGGAACUCUUGGAGAAAGCACAGGGGUCUUCAUUUGAAGAACAAGAACAAUCACCUGACAACUUACCGAUCAAGGAACAAGUAUUAGAAAAAGAAAAAAAAGCAUCGGAAACAGAAAAUGUUUAUGUGAUCUCUGAAGAAUUGAGGCAAUCUUAUAUUCGACAGAGCAAACUACUACCAAAGAUAAGAGGAGUAUGGUUUAACUCAACUGUACGAAGAAUGGGUUGGGUAGGUCAGGCGUACAAAAAGUGCAAAAGAAUUGAGAAGAUAUUUUCAAUAAACAAGCAUGGGUUCGAAGGGGCUAGAAAACUAGCAAUCGCUUUCAGAAACUCACAGAAACCUACCAACAAAUCAGAGUUACCAAAUUAUCCCGACAUAUCCUUGAAAGACGUAAUUAAGCCAAUUUCUCAGUUGAGAAUUAACUUACAGCAACAAUCCAACCAAAACAACCCAAAGGAGACAAAGAAUAUCCUUGCAAACGAAAGGAUUCAAACCUCAACCUCUAUCAAAGAUAAGUUGGAUUAUGUGCCAAAUAAACUCAAGGAAGAAGAUGUCAGGUUUGAAACGAGGUCUAGUAAGACGAAUUUCAAGAGUUUGUAUUCUAACGAAAGUGUGGUAGAUGACCAUGAAUACCCCGUAGACUAUAAGGAUCUAAUUGACCACUAUAAGUCGGAACUGAACAAUGAAGAAAAACAAGUUAGAGAUAACACCUGCAAGGAAGCACUCUUAUUCAUGCUGUACGAACUAGAAGCUCUCGUGGAACUUGACAUACCGAUUCCUCCAAUUUCAAAAUUAGAGUGCAAACGUGGCAUAAACUUCCACAUAAACUUCCUUGAAAACUCAAAAAAGUCCGUGGAAGUACUUCCGUACAUAAAUUCACUUGCGCACUACAUAUGCAAAGGCAUAACACCAACGGACAUGACACACUUUGAAUUGUAUUCCCUGAUAAACACUCUCUCUCACUGUAUUCCUUUAAAGAUGGAGUUUUCAAGUAGAUAA
Messenger RNA from Theileria parva strain Muguga, 1662 nucleotides. RefSeq names its product AP2-coincident C-terminal family protein. Lineage: Eukaryota; Apicomplexa; Aconoidasida; Piroplasmida; Theileriidae. The transcript has a single exon. Gene Ontology annotation, molecular function: DNA-binding transcription factor activity. The record is from RefSeq and is a predicted model, not a curated record. Bases 1 to 1662 code for a protein of 553 amino acids. Gene Ontology annotation, biological process: regulation of DNA-templated transcription.